Molecule: messenger RNA, 2922 nt
Organism: Diaporthe amygdali
Lineage: Eukaryota; Fungi; Ascomycota; Sordariomycetes; Diaporthales; Diaporthaceae
Exons: 4
Coding region: 1-2922 (973 amino acids)
Biological process (GO): proteolysis
Molecular function (GO): serine-type endopeptidase activity
Source: RefSeq, a predicted model, not a curated record
AUGACCUCGAGAAACGCCAAGCCAGCUGGCGGCCAAAGUUUGCUGCUCAGCCAAGCUGAUCAGCAAGCCGCGAUAGUCCUCGCACAGGAUGCCACCAGGAUUCUAGGUGACGAAGCCCAGGAAGCCUCAAAGGAGCCUGGGAUCAAGGCAUUUUGCAGUUCGCUGGCUGCUGCGUUGAGAAAUGCACACCAAUACCUGAAAGACCUCGAGAGCAGGCCCUUCGGUCAUUCUGACUCACGGAAGGUGUUAAACCUUCUACAAAAUCUGGACAGAUUAUGCCAGUGGCCUUCUUCCUCUCGUACAUCCGAGCAGUACGCCCAGUUAACCAACAUGAUGAAGAGGAAAGUCAUUGUGAGGAAAGCAAUUAAGGGAUUCGCCAGGGACAUAAACGCAAAGCAGCAUCGAAUGAAGUUGCUCCAGUUACUCGAAACGAUUGCUACGCUCAAGAAGCCAGACCGUGGCCCAGAGCUAUCUGACAUCAACGUUACAAAUGAGGUCCAAAAGAACCAGCACGAUUAUCAGGUCUACAUACGUGGUCUCUACUCUUCUCUUGUCUCGACCUGUAUGUGCCGACAGGGCUCAGAUAACAUGGCGAUCACGACAAACCUGCGCCUAAGAGAUUGUUAUUCACCAAACAAUGAUGGAGGAGACAGCAUCGCCUUCAGGUUAUUCUUUCUGGACCACCCACACAUACAAGACGAUGAGAGGUGCUCACAAUGGCAGGAUACGUGUAUACGGGUCUCAAAAAGGCGGUAUGACUCUAUUCCGGUUCUCACCUUCUUGAAGACGUGCACCCAUUUGACUCAUUGGAUUGAUAGGGAAGUGAGAUUCAAGCCCCCGAGCCUUCCUCCCGAGCGUCCGUCGUUGCAGAGUCCAAUAUCGGUAGACGAGUUUUGCCGGCUUAUAACAAACCGACAACAAGCACAGCUUAAUCUAGCGGUCUCAAGAGAUGGACUGGUGCGAGAUGGUCCUGGGCAACUUUCGCAAGGCUUCCAUCUAGAUGCAUCCAGCGUCUCUUUAUCCCAGCUCCUUCGAGAGGCAGAAUUGUCGCGGAAAAUGAAGCUACUUGUAUCUUACUUCCUAGCUAAGGCGGUGUGGCAAUUCUAUGAUUCCAGAUGGAUGCAAAAAGAGUGGACGAAGUACGACUUACACUUCAUGUUCGAGAAACGGUCUCCCGUGCCAAGAGCGAUCUUUGUCAACGAGCCGUUUCUUUCGUCGAGCUUUGGAGGCCCAGGCCGACUAUGCUGCACCGAAGAUGACGAUUUCAGAUCCCAUCCAUUCCCAAAAAUCCUAGCUCUAGGUAUCAUGUUUCUGGAAAUCGAGCUGGGUAUCAGGAUCGAAGAUUACAGGUUGCCGGUGUGCAUCGACUUGGAUGGCAACCCGAAUGUCAACGCUGACCACAUUGCCGCCAUGGAAGUUUUCAAUAAGCCUGAUCUCUGGGACAAGGCGGAGACAUUCGGGGCGUUCAGAACGGUGAUAGAGGUCUGCCUCACGCCGGAACCUUUCAUACCCUUUGCAGGCAACUCGGACGACGUGCGACAUAUUUUGGAAGAGCGUGUCGUCCAUCCACUCCAGAAGCUAUAUCUCAUCGCCUGGGACGACCCCGAGACUUCAACAAUCCGACACAUUGAACUAGAUAAGUCGGCUCGUACGGACCAGAUUUCAAUGCGUCAGCCAUCUGCAGCAGCACUUCAUCCACAAUCUCUCGCUUCUGCUACUAGAAACGGCAACAAACGAGACACUACGCCCCAGCCCCAUGGUCAACUGGUAGCCCAAUGGCCACAGGCUACUACUUUCGGCCCUGAAGAAUUACGGUUAAUUGUUCCUCGAUUGCAGGCCCCAAAAUCAUCCGGCAAUUAUAGACACACCUCUUCAUCAAGCCCACAUUCGAUCAGCCAAGAUUUCCCCCAUGACGGUACUAUGUCAACAAAGCAAGCAGCCUCAUCGGAAAUUUGGUUCGACGAGCUCGACAGGUUGACCUCACUUCUCCGUGGAAAAUCUGGUGAAAAGGACGAAAGUUCUGCAGCCGCCAAGAUUGCCAUACUAGACACCGGAGUCAGCGAAGAUGCCGAGUCACCGGCUUUGAAAAACUAUAAAGACUUUACGAAAAUCGACGACGCAGACGACACUUGGCAAGACAGUACUGGUCAUGGGACAGAAGCAAUGCGGCUCAUCUUGAAGGUCUACAGCAUGGCUGAGAUCUAUGUCGGAAGGGUUUUUAGAAGCCGUCAGGCGGAUACAGACACAGCAAGCCUAAUGGCGAAGGCUAUUUACCAUGCAACAAACGAGUGGAAGGUAGAUAUUAUUAUCGUGCCGUCGGGAUUCAAAUCACACCAGCAGCGCAUAGCAGAGGCUAUCGACCAUGCGAUUCAUGCCCGCGUCCUCCUUUUCUGCGCUGCCUCCAACUACGGGAACUUGACUGAGAUUGCUUUCCCAGGACGUCUUUACACGCACGGGAAGACCUUGUGUAUGUUCUCGACCGACGCUAACGUACGCUGCUCCCCAAGGUUCAACCCAUCGCCUUUGUCUUCUGCUCGCUACAGCUUUGCCGUACUUGGCGAGAAUAUUGCGCUCGCACCAUACAACAUGCACCCAGACAAAACAUUGUCGGGCACAUCAUAUGCGACUAUGAUUGGUGGAGCUUUGGCGGGACGUAUUCUGGACUUCUCGAGGCACAAGGAUACUCGCGACAAAAUACGACACGCAGAAUACCUGAAGACAGUAGAAGGUAUAUCCGCCAUCUUUGCAAAAAUGGCGAAAGGUGGUAUUGAUAACGGCUUUCACUGUAUUGCACCUUGGAAAAUUCUACCGCCUGAAAAAGAUGAUGACGACGAAACGGAUACUGGUCUCAAGAGGAAGGAUGAGAGGAAAUACGUCUGUGAGACUAUUUCGAGGGCGUUGGAGGAUAUUCAUAGCACUUAA